AUGGCAUCGUCAUCAGCUCCAGCAACACCGUUGCUAUACGCGUGCAUCGCCUACAACACGACCAUCCUGACCGAGUGCACCACCUCGGCCUCGUCGCAGACGUCGUCGCUGGCCUCGCUGAUCCUGCCCAAGAUCGAGCACAGCACGCCGCAGAAGCUGACCUACACCCACGGCUCCCACCACAUCCACUACAUCGCCGAGGCGCCCUCGGCGCACCCGGCCGGCUCGUCGGCGGGCGGGCUCACCUUCCUCGUCAUCGCCGAGGCGAGCCUGGGCCGCCGCGUGCCCUUCGGGUUCCUGAUCGAGGCGCGCCGGCUCUUCCUCGAGCGCUUCCCGCCCGAGACGGCCGAGCUCGACGAGCUGCCCAACUACGGCGCCGCCAGCUUCAACGGCGAGCUGCGCCGCCUCAUGGUCGAGCAGGGCGGCACGGCGGCGGGCCGCGACGACGCCGUGGCCAACGUGCAGCGCGAGAUCGACGACGUGCGGGGCAUCAUGACGCGCAACAUCGAGGGCCUGCUGGAGCGGGGGGAGCGCAUCGACCUGCUCGUCGACAAGACGGAUCGCCUCGGCGGUAGUGCGCGCGAGUUCCGCGUCCGGAGCAGGGGCCUGAAGCGGAGGAUGUGGUGGAAGAACGUCAAGCUCAUGAGCUUGCUCGUCCUGGUCGUGGUGCUCAUCAUCGUGACCAUUGUCGUCGCCGUCAAGACCUGA
Molecule: messenger RNA, 708 nt
Organism: Thyridium curvatum
Lineage: Eukaryota; Fungi; Ascomycota; Sordariomycetes; Thyridiales; Thyridiaceae
Exons: 2
Coding region: 1-708 (235 amino acids)
Biological process (GO): vesicle-mediated transport
Cellular component (GO): membrane
Source: RefSeq, a predicted model, not a curated record